AUGUUUUUAUGCUUAUUUCUCCAUCUCUGCCUAUCUUCUGAUAAAAUCCAGCAGAAUCUUCCAGGAUCAAUCAGAAAAGAAGCAGAGGAACUGCAAUUUGUCGAUUAUGACUUAGUUCAAAUGAAUUUAGAAGCAGAUGGCAGAAUCGACACCACAAUUACAUUUCAAACAGCCGUGACAGGAACAAGAGCAUCCAGAAGCUAUUGGAAAUGUCUUGUAAAAGUAGUAGAAUCAAGCUUCAAAGACUGUUUUGCAUUCGGUGUAGCUUUAACGUUUGGAUCAGGUGGAGCCGUUUAUACACAGCAAUCCUGCUUAUACAUCUUAGAAUCCACGUUUACAUCCAACAAAGCUGUUUCUGGAGGCUCAAUCGCUUGUGUUAAUUCCAGAAUCGAUGGUGAACAAGCAACAUUCUCAUUUGAUACAGCAUAUCAUAGAGCUGGAUCAUUAUACUCUAUUUCAUCAGAUCAAAUCUCAGAAAUUGGUUCAGACGGCGCAGUAAUUUCACCUUAUAACGAAAUCUCAAUUAUUGACUCCAAAUUUUACAUGUGCCAAUCAAACGAAUUGUAUGGUGCUGCUUAUGUCUACGGAUCUACCAAUAUUUACUUACAUAACGUAAUUUUUGAAUUAUGUAGCGCAAAAGCUCCAUGUGGCGCAAUUGCCUUCUCAGAAUGCACUGCAUUUAUCGAUCAAUGCAAGUUCAUAGGCAAUUCAUGCAAUGUUCUCCCAGAUAUUCCAAAUGAAAUAAAUAUUUUCAAAUCAAAGAUGAUAAACAAGGAGAAAGGCAUUCCAUCAGGUGGUGGAGCCAUUAUAUUCAGUUGUGUCGACCAAUCAAAACAGCUUACGACACAAAAUUGUUGUUUCAAACAAAAUGUAGCGAAUUAUCCCAACAAAAACACAUUUAACUCACAAUCAUCCAUUGGUAAUGACAUUCUCUUCCAAGGAAAUGCGAAAUGGAGAUCUUUCCAAGACAUAUUUUCAACAAAUCAACAAGAUUCAAUAGCAAUUGAUGACAUUAAGCCAUCAUCACUUGCAAUGUCACAAUGGGGAACACAAUUCCAUGUUAUUGAUGGUGUUUGCAUCACAGAAAAUGAUGUUUUAGAUCUUCCUAUUGAUACAUUUUCAUCAACAACAAAUGUUGAAGAAUCAUCAGUUAAUUAUGAUCCAAUAAAUUAUGAUGAUAACACAGAAAUCAACCAAAAACCAGAUCCAGCAACAACAUAUCCGAAUACUCCGAAUAUUAUUGGAUAUGUUUCAUACACUCUUCAUCCACAUUCUCCUGAAAUACAGUUUCCAACAAAUGCUGAAACUGCUUUCGUAACUCCUUUCGAAACAAUGGUUUCAACACCAUUUUCAACUGCUUCUAGUACUCCUUUCUCGACAGCAGAACAAACAAAUGCAUUAACUCCUGUAGGAACUCCAUUUGGAACUCCUUUCUUAACUGCAUUUCAAACAGAAAAAGAAACACCAUUUACAACUAAUUUCAUGACACCUUAUAUGACUAAUUAUGAAACUCCUUUUUCUACUAAUUUCCUGACUAAUUAUGAAACACCUUUUUCAACUGCUCAUACAACACCAUAUGUAACUGUUCAUGAAACUCCAUUUUCUACUAAUUUCAUGACUAAUUUUCAAACACCUUUUUCAACUGCUUCUGAAACUCCUGUUGGAUACAUCCCUCCAACACCAUUCGAAACAGCUUUUGAAACACCAUUUAAUACUGUAUUCAAAACUGCUUUCGAAACAGCUUUUGAAACUCCAUUUAAUACUGUAUUCAAAACUGCUUUCGAAACUGCACAUCAAACUCCAUUUUUGUCACCUUUUUUGACAGCACAUCAAGCACCAUUCAAUACUUUACAUUUUACACCUAUUGAAACUCCUUUCAAAACCGCUUUUUCAACAGAAAAACCAACUGAUUCACCAGCUACAGAAGAAAAGCCAAUUAUUAUACCAACAGAAGAACCGCCUGUAAUAAUAUCUACACCAGAACAAACAGCUCCAUCUCCUUCUCCAUCAGAGAAUAAUAACAUAAGAGAAGAUACAAAUACUUUGGAGAAAAACAAGUUUAGUAUUUGGCCAAUUGUUGGUGCUGUAAUCGGAUUGAUUAUAUUGGCUGCUCUUCUCAUUAUGUUCUUCAUAAUUUCGAAGAAACACGAUGUUGAAUCUGAUCAUUUAGAUUGGUCUGAUGAAAAAGAAGCAACUGUUUUAGAUGAUUUCAAUGAUGUGGCUGUAACUACUGAAAAUCCUCUGUAUGCAACAUCAAUGUUAACUGAGGAUGAUCCUGAUCCGUUCAACAAAGAUUUCGAUGACAAUGAUAAUGAUGAAACCCCACUUAAUCCUCCAAAUGAUCUGUUCUUUAUCCAAUAA
Messenger RNA from Trichomonas vaginalis G3, 2361 nucleotides. RefSeq names its product bifunctional inhibitor/lipid-transfer protein/seed storage 2s albumin superfamily protein family. The record is from RefSeq and is a predicted model, not a curated record. The coding region runs from base 1 to 2361 and encodes 786 amino acids. The transcript has a single exon. Lineage: Eukaryota; Parabasalia; Trichomonadida; Trichomonadidae.